ACAGGACUCAGUCUAGUCCCGAUGGUGACGUCGUUAGGAUAAAAAUAAUAUAUUUAUAUUAAAAUUAUUUUUUAGUGUUUACAAAAUGACAAAGUUUUUUUAUCUGUUUUUGUUAUGUUUAGUGCCGAUGGAAGCUCAGUACACCUUCUCCCGCCUAAAGCCGACCAGGUCUUGCGGCAGACCCGAGAUCGAACACGGCACCGCGCGUCUAAAACAACGCGGAAGAAUGGCGCGAUACGAGUGUUACUCUGGCUACCAGCUGGUGGGGGACAAAUAUGCGACUUGUCUGGGUGGCAAGUGGGAUAUGCCGAAGCCUGUUUGUGUCCGUAGCGGCUGCACGAUGCCUAAAAUAGACAACGCCAUCAUCCUGCCCACACACAAGAACGCGUGGCUAAACAUCUUCUGUCUCCCCGGCUACACAGGCUCUGCUACGCUCUUCUGUGACGGCCAGAAGUGGAAUGGAACUGUCCCUGUUUGCGUAUCAGAUCCCGCACUGGUCGAGCUAUCUUGUGACUUCGAGAGCCCUUCUCUCUGUGGUUGGACGCAAGACUCACGCCACGACUUUGACUGGACGAGAAUCAAUAAGAAAACGCCGAGUUCCUUCCUGUUUACUGGGCCAGCGUAUGAUCAUACCUUCGGGGAAGGAAAGCAAGGUUACUACAUGUACAUCGAAAGCUCAUCUAAGGCUGAGAACGACACGGCCCGUCUCAUCUCUCCCGUGUACGCUGGGGGCUUGGAGAAGAAUGGCUGUUUCUCGUUCUUUUACCAUAUGUAUGGCAGAUCCAUAGGCGGUCUCCGCGUAUACCAAAUACCUGAAAACCAGAAGGAUCAGGUCCUGGACGAGGAGACGAGAGAACAGUACCUCCUGUUCGAAAAGUGGGGGAACCAGGGGGAUGAGUGGUUCAGAAACGUGUCGUACCUUAAGGACGUUUCUGAUAAUUUCCAGAUAGUAAUCGAGGGUAUCCGAGGCACGAGCUUCACCAGUGACAUCGCCAUCGACGACGUAGCCAUCCUGUCGGGUCCCCAAUGUGAGCAGGCUUUCGCUUCCGCCGUCACCCCUGCUGAAGAUAUUCCGGAUUCCUGCGCCGGCCGCUGCUCGGAGCAGUUUACCCCUCACCGAGGCUGCGGUUGCAGCACAAGCUGCAUCAGCGACAGUGACUGCUGUGCUGAUUUUCUUGACGUCUGCGUUUUUAACUCGGACGUUGGUAAAUACGACGACGACACAACAGUAAUAACUCCAUCAGACGCGCCAAGAACAGAAAAACUUAUAUUCACUACCAUCCCUACCACUACUACUACCACUACCCCUAAACCUAGUACCACAACCACUACCACUACCCCUAAACCUACUACACCAAAACCUAAACCUACAACUAGUAAACCUACUACAAAACGCCCUAGACCCACAACUAUACAAAGAAUUGAAGCAACACAUACACCUGUAAUCACAGUAAAGACUACGGUUAAAGUGACGAAGGCGGUUACUACUACUGCAAGGGGAAUAACUGCAGAGGUACGGAGAGACGUGGAUAGAGCGACGCAUGCUAGUGAAUCUAAGAAGAUUGUGCAAGAUAAAUCAAAAGGAGCCAGCGCAGCAGCAGGCGUUAUAACACUACUUAUCUUCUGCGUGCUAAUCGUGGGCGCUGCGUUAGCGGCGCGGAGCGCGCGCGGCCGCGCGGCUAUCGCGCGGAUACGCGGGCGCGCGUCGAGCGACCCGGAGGUGCGGUAUCUCACCAGUGACCAUGAUUAAACGAUUAGAAGAGA
Messenger RNA from Leguminivora glycinivorella, 1764 nucleotides. It is a transcript of the gene Scr-c, whose product is annotated as MAM and LDL-receptor class A domain-containing protein 1-like. The transcript has 10 exons. Gene Ontology annotation, cellular component: membrane. The record is from RefSeq and is a predicted model, not a curated record. Lineage: Eukaryota; Metazoa; Arthropoda; Insecta; Lepidoptera; Tortricidae. The coding region runs from base 86 to 1750 and encodes 554 amino acids.